AUGUCUGGUUCUAGCGCAGGGGGCAGCGGCUCUUCGCCGGCUCCAGAUCCCUCCAUUGCUGAGUCCAUCCAGCGGGCCCAGGCCAUCGCCGCCUCUCUCGCCCGCUCGAAAGGCGGCUUAUCAACACCACCAGUACCUCCGGCGCCUGUGGGGCCCCUUCCCUCUACCGCAAGUUCAGGAUUUUCUCACAGGCCCCCCUCUGCGUCUGCCUCCAGGGGAAGCCAUAUCUCGCCUAGGGGACCGUCCAACUUUGACUACGGAGGCCCCCAUGAGUCAGGCUUCUCCCAGGGGCCGGCAGGCAGGGGAAGCCUUCACCAUGUCUCCCCUAGGGGAGGCUCCUCUCAUGACCAGGGAGGCAUCCAUGGAGCUGCAGAGAGACAGGCACCCCAUAUCCUGCCGGUGCCUGGGAGAAACGAAGGCUCCUGGAAUUCAGUUGACGCUGCAGCAGCCAUUGCAGCGCAGCAGAAGCAGUUGAUGCAGCAGAGAGCCCGCAAAGCGGCAGUUCGGGCGAUGGCCACCGUCUGCGCGGCUAUCCCCAAACCAGACUUGAGAGACCCGGACUUGUUGGGAGCAGACAUCAAGAAGACAGCAGUAGGACAGCCCGGCUCAAGCCCAGACGCGUGGCAACAGCUGCAGCACGUGGAGGUCAUCGCUUCUUUGAGGCGCCGCACGGGGGCGGGUUUUGUUCUUCGAGGAUCCCCGCUGCAGCAACAUCAACUGCAGCAGCAGCAGGCGCUUCAGGGGUUGUAUGUUAGAGUUGUGGGGGAGGAUCAGGAGACCUUGUACCGAGGAGCUGUUGCUGCCUGGAGCUGUUUGAGUCCGCCUCAGUACCUCCCAGCCCCCGCAGACGCAGCAGAUGACGAGACGUUCGACUGCACUACAGCCAUGGCAGGGGAAGAUGAAGAAUUCCUUAAGGACGUUUGCCAGCGUACUGGGGCUCUGAUAGACAUUGAGCAGGAUCAGGCUCCAGGGUAUGCCCACGGAGGGGGGGAGAGGACAGGACUGCGCUAUGCCGCCAGGGCCUGCACCCAGGGGGCUGCAGAGAAGGCCCUGCGGCUGCUGCGGUGGAGGCUUGUCUGCAUUGAAGAGGCCUGGAGACAGCACAACGCCCAUGGAUUUACACGAGACGCAUCUCCUACAGGGCACAAGGGCGGAUGGAGAGAGUCUCCCUACGGGUUAGUCUCUUCGGCGGUGCAACAGGAACAUCUGGUGUUGGCGCAGCCCCUGUUGCCGCUGCUGGCAUUUUCCCUCGGUCCUCGGUCUCGUCGUAGAGAGCACCGCAUUCGAGCGGCGGAAUUUAGAGCUUGA
This is a messenger RNA of Eimeria acervulina, 1308 nucleotides long. RefSeq lists its product as hypothetical. The transcript has 8 exons. Bases 1 to 1308 code for a protein of 435 amino acids. The record is from RefSeq and is a predicted model, not a curated record. Lineage: Eukaryota; Apicomplexa; Conoidasida; Eucoccidiorida; Eimeriidae.